This is a messenger RNA of Paecilomyces variotii, 852 nucleotides long. Its product is annotated as putative peptidyl-prolyl cis-trans isomerase. Bases 85 to 726 code for a protein of 213 amino acids. The record is from RefSeq and is a predicted model, not a curated record. Gene Ontology annotation, molecular function: peptidyl-prolyl cis-trans isomerase activity. Gene Ontology annotation, cellular component: catalytic step 2 spliceosome. The transcript has 3 exons. Lineage: Eukaryota; Fungi; Ascomycota; Eurotiomycetes; Eurotiales; Thermoascaceae. Gene Ontology annotation, biological process: protein peptidyl-prolyl isomerization; protein folding.
GCUUGAUCUUUCCAGUCGCACCAGUACAACUCGCACACUUCUUUUCAUUUAUAGCGUUCGACGUACCUAGGCUUAUAUCUAAUUAUGUCAGUCACUCUUCACACCACACAUGGGGACCUCAAGGUCGAGAUAUUCUGCGAGGCAGUUCCUCAGACAGCAGAGAACUUCAUCGCCCUCUGUGCCUCCGGCGCAUACAACGACACUCCCUUCCACCGUCUCGUCCCUGGCUUCAUGAUUCAAGGCGGCGAUAUCUCUCUUGGUCCGGCUCCAGCCUCUCUCUCAACUUUACAUCCCAUCCUCCCCGUGUCGGAAAUCCCCAAAGGCGGCACAUCAAUCUACCACCCCUCGGCCUUGAAUCAAGAAAUCCACCUCCCGACCCUCCGGCAUAACGCGCGCGGUAUCCUCUCUAUGGCUGCGCGACCCGUGAAGGACCGCACUGCUCCCGGCUCGCAGAACGCGACUGGCGCCACCGUCAAUGGGAGCCAGUUCUUCAUCACGUUCGCGGCGGCGCCACAUCUAGAUGGAGAAAGUACGGUGUUUGGAAAAGUGCUGAAUCUGACGGCGCAAGAUGAGGGUGGAGACGUUCUGUCGAAGCUGGAGAAGGCGAAUGUGAAGAUUGAUAAGAAGGGGAGGGUCGUGCAGCCGAAGGAUGGACAGGAGGGUGGGGAGUAUGAGACGUUGAAGUUGAAGAGCGUGACGAUUCAUGCGAACCCGUUCGCAAAGUGAAGAGAAUCGGCUGGGAUAUCUGAUGGAAAAGGUGGGCAGAUCUGCUAUACUCCCUUGAUGGGGAUUUGGGAGAUAGGAUAUGUCCUAUUCCGAUACGUCCUACUUCGAUCUGAGGCAUGAUGACCG